This is a messenger RNA of Carassius carassius (crucian carp), 1464 nucleotides long. RefSeq names its product shiftless antiviral inhibitor of ribosomal frameshifting protein homolog. Gene Ontology annotation, biological process: innate immune response; viral translational frameshifting. Gene Ontology annotation, molecular function: ribosome binding; sequence-specific mRNA binding. The coding region runs from base 113 to 1096 and encodes 327 amino acids. Lineage: Eukaryota; Metazoa; Chordata; Actinopteri; Cypriniformes; Cyprinidae. The transcript has 10 exons. The record is from RefSeq and is a predicted model, not a curated record.
CUGAAAGUAAUAUCACACUGAUAUACUGAAAGCGCUAAAGGAAACGGUGCGACAGUAUACGAGGUUUAGCAUUGUCGUUACAGAUACUAAAACAACACCGAACGACAGAGAGAUGAGCCGAAUGCAGGAAGAAGUAGAGUUGGAAAAAAGUGUCAGGCGACUGAGAGAGAGGUUUCAUGGACUUGUUGAAAUUGACAAGGCUGUAGUGCUCAUGAGACGCUAUGGAAACAAUCAUCGUAUGGUUGCAAUGUGUAUCGCCCUGAUGGAAGACAAUGAGAGGGAGCUGGACGAGGAAGACAUGUCAGCUUUGAAUAAUGACCCUGUAGCUAAGAAUGUGGUUAUGAAACUCAAAGCUGAUGAAAAACAACAGGAAGAAAAACCUGCCCAGCCACCUGGAUCCAGUGGUGCCAGUCAACCAGCACACGUAACGGCCAAGAAAAAGCCCAAUGAUGACACUGAUAUAGCGGAGCUCAGGACGCGUCUACGAGUUCUGCCGUUAACAGAGGAGAACAAACGAAUGUUUGACCAGGCUCAGGCAAACCAAAUCCCUUCUGUCAUUCAUCAGUUUGCCUGCGAGUCAUGUGACAGGGACUGGUGGCGACGUGUGCCUCAGAGGAAAAGGGUGUCACGUUGUCAUCGAUGCAAAAAGAAGUAUGACCCUGUGCCAGCCAACAAAAUGUGGGGGUGGGCAGAGUUUACCUGCCCAAACUGCUUACGGAACUUCAGUGGCUUUGGUCGAAUGGAUGGACGUUCCCCAUGUUACGGCUGUCGCUCAGCCAUUUACCCCACAAAGAUUAUACCACCCAAGAAGAGAAGCAUGGUGCCUGGGCCUAGAAGAAGAAAUCAGCACAGCUGUCUUGCUGAAGACUGUUAUAAUCGAAUGGAGCCCCAUGUUCCUGGUACCGAAUGCGUUCACCCACAUAGCAGACAGAAGAACAGGAAGCCACGUGUGGUUUACCCCAGCCCCGCUCACAUCAGCAGCGGAUCCACUGUCAACACCUGUCUGAGUCAGGGCAGUCUGAUAGAGAGCAUCAACGAGCUCAUUCUAGAUGACAUUGAAGAAGAGUCUGAUGAAGAUUCUGACAGCAGCACCUGAGGCAGCAGCAAACAUAGCUUCAGCUGUUGCUUUGAAUGAAACAUUAUAUAAUUUUUGAUGUAAUUUCAAAUAAUUCACUCAAAGUAACAAAUGUAUUGAGGCCUAAGCAGCCCUAAUGAAAUAUGCAAUGCACUGCAAGCUGUAUGAACACAGUGCAACACCCACCAAACACAGAAUACAGAUACAAUUAAGCAUCAAUUAGUGCACACCCUGAGGUGUGUGUAUGAGAGAGUGAGCAUUUGAGGUGGUACGAAACUAUAAUGCUGUCAACAAACCUGGAAAAGCUUAAUAGUUGGAAUGACUGUCAAUCAGGAAUUCAGCAGCACUGUGAUACGAGGUUUAUUACAAAGCUGAUGUAGACAGACAAA